This is a messenger RNA of Leptinotarsa decemlineata (Colorado potato beetle), 1813 nucleotides long. RefSeq lists its product as uncharacterized. Gene Ontology annotation, molecular function: microtubule binding. NCBI's taxonomy places the organism in Eukaryota, Metazoa, Arthropoda, Insecta, Coleoptera, Chrysomelidae. Gene Ontology annotation, biological process: cilium movement. Gene Ontology annotation, cellular component: microtubule cytoskeleton. The record is from RefSeq and is a predicted model, not a curated record.
GCCUCUCUUCACGAAAUAAUAUCAAAACGCUAUAGUUGCUUUCAAACAAGUUUCAAAAUUUCUUAAUGUCAACGUGACAUAUUUGAAUGACGUUCGAUGAAAAAUCGUCAUGAGAAAUCGAAACAUUGUGCAAGUAUUCGAUCAGUACCAGAGAGCCAGAUUGGCAUUCGUUCAAUCAUUAUCUGAAUUAGCACUUGGACAGCAAAAUAAUGAGCAGUUGAUCAGAGCUGGUAUAUUGGAUCUUCUCAAACCACUUCUCACUGAUCCUUGUACGCAAAUACAGCAGUGCGCAGCCAUAAGCCUUGGAAGACUGGUUCAUCAUGAAGCAGAUAUGGCAUACAGAAUUAACGAACGAAACUUUUUGCCGAUUUUGAUCAAUACUAUAUACACUGGAAACAAGUAUCAGAAGAAAUCCGUUUUGUUUGUCCUAAGGUCUAUUUGCAAGCAUAAUGAAGCCUGUGCUCAACAUGUUUUAAACGCUAAUGGCAUGCAAGCUUUGAUGAGUUGUUUGGAGGAUUUUGAAAGCAGCGUGAAAGAGUCAGCAGCUUGGGCAAUAGGUUACAUCGCAAGACAUUCUGAAAAUAUGGCUCAUACAUGUGUUGACGCUGGUGCAGUUCCUAUGUUACUUCUCUGCUUGCAAGAGCCCGAACUAUCUUUGAAGCAAAUUGCUACGAGUGCAUUAUCCGAUAUCUCCAAACACAGCGUCGAAUUGGCACAAAGUAUUGUAGACGCCGGCGUUAUUCCUUACCUAGUUAAGAAUCUGAGCAAUACUGAUGAGAGACUGAAAAAACAAAUACUUUGUGCAUUGAGUUCUUGUGCGAAACAUACAAUGGAUUUAGCAGAAGUAGUUGUAGAAGCCGAAAUAUUUCCCAGUGUCCUGCUUCAUUUAGCUCAUCCCUGUCCAGCUGUUCGUAGAAAUGCUGCUUGUCUUGUUAGAGAUAUCGUCAAACAUUCUCUGGAACUGACACAACUUGUCGUGAAUACAGGAGGUAUUGGAGCUCUGAUGGAGGUCCUGAAUCAAGCGGACGACAUAUCAGGAGCUAAACUACCAUCCAUUACAGCGUUGGGAUUCAUCUCGGCUCACUCGGAACAGUUGGCAUUGUCAGUGCUAAGUUGCAAGAUCAUCAUCAUUCUGGCGAACAUUCUAGAACAAUCAGAAGAUGAUCAACUUCUGUCUGUAACUGCUUGGGCGAUUGGACAAAUCGGUAAGCACAGUCCAGAGCAUUCUCAAGCGGUGGCUGCAGCAAAUAUUUUUCCCAGAUUGGUAACUUUGCAUCAGAGCAACCAAUCGUCUGAAGAUCUGAAGUACAAGUGCAAAAAUGCACUGAAGCUUUGUCUGCAGAAGUGCCUGUUGCUCACGGCACUGGAACCACUGCUAUAUACAGCGCCUUCCAGUAUUCUAAAAUACGUUCUCGGACAAUACAGUAAGGUAUUACCACAAGAUCCAAAAGCAAGACGACUUUUCGUCACUACAGGUGGAUUAAAAAAAGUUCAGAUGAUAGACGCCCAACCAGGCACAACAUUGUAUGAGUAUAUCACCGUAAUUAAUUCAUGUUUCCCUGAAGAAAUUGUGCGGUAUUACUCUCCAGGAUAUCCAGAAACUUUAUUGGAUAAAGUCGAGCAGUAUUCUCCGCAAAUGAUGACUGUUUUGAGAGAAACCAAUAUGAAUGACAACGAAAUGCAAACUGAAAUAAUUAACAUGAUGGAAGAUCCGGGAUCUUCGGAUGAUGAAGACCAGAAUUUGCCGCCUCAAUGAACUGAACUAUUUCAGACAUUCGUUUUUUAUAAUCUCAUAAAGUAAUCGACAUCUUCA